Molecule: messenger RNA, 807 nt
Organism: Daphnia magna
Lineage: Eukaryota; Metazoa; Arthropoda; Branchiopoda; Diplostraca; Daphniidae
Product: bestrophin-1-like
Exons: 5
Coding region: 1-807 (268 amino acids)
Molecular function (GO): chloride channel activity
Source: RefSeq, a predicted model, not a curated record
AUGUUACGUGCCAGAUUGAUGCUGGCUAUUCAGAUUUACAUCACCGGCGAUCAGGAAACAAUUCGACAACUGAGGCAAGGACUCGUUCAUCGUUCACUUUUGAUGUUGGUGCUCUUGCUACGUUCGAUAUCACCAGCCGUGCGUCGCCGCUACCCAAAUCUUGAGAGUCUCGUCCUAGAUGGUGUUAUGACUCGAAAAGAGAAGCAGUCUUUCGAAUCGAUUGUUCCAGUUGUCAAUUUGUUUUGGGUACCUGCUACUUGGUUUGCGACAGCACCCCAGGACGCUUUCAGCGAUGGAAUGCUGACCAACGAAUACGGCACAAAACUCAUCAUGGAGGAAUUUUUAGAAUUUCGUGCCAACUGCGGUGCCCUUUGGAGCUACAACUGGGUUAGCAUUCCAAUAAUCUACACUCAAGUGUGCACGUUAUCCACGUAUUCCUAUUUCAUUGCCUGUCUCGUGGCCCGUCAAUAUACGGGUCCUAGUCAUCAAUCGCUCCAGGACAUCGACAUUGUCCUGCCUAUCGGUACAGUCAUGGAACUCGUUUGCUACGUCGGACUGCUCAAAGUGGCCGAACAGAUCAAAAAUCCUUUCGGUGAUUCCGACGAAGAUUUUGACCUCAACUUUCUCAUCACCCGACAUCUUCGAACAGUUCAUCUAGGACUGGAUGACUUGGACGUGAAUUGCCCGCCUUUGACGGACGCUAGUUCAGGAAAAGCGGCUUCCAAUGGAGCGGGUGAUAGUUUACAGCUGAUGCCGGGCCAGUUGCUGCAGAAUGAACGACACACGUCGGAACUUAUCAAGUACUGA